Molecule: messenger RNA, 858 nt
Organism: Cololabis saira (Pacific saury)
Lineage: Eukaryota; Metazoa; Chordata; Actinopteri; Beloniformes; Belonidae
Product: dynein regulatory complex subunit 3-like
Exons: 6
Coding region: 1-858 (285 amino acids)
Molecular function (GO): protein binding
Source: RefSeq, a predicted model, not a curated record
AUGGGUGCCGAUCUGUCAUUUAACAGGAUCAAAAAAAUUGAGGGUCUGGAGUCACUGCAGAAGCUUGAAUUGCUGGAAUUGUCCAACAAUAGAAUCUCUGCCAUUGAGAACAUGGAUACACUUGAGAACCUCACUCAUUUUGCAAUUGCAAACAACCUCAUCAGUGAGAUAAGCAAUGUGAUGUACCUCAGGAGGUUUAAAAAGUUGUACCAAGUGUACUUUUUCGGAAAUCCUAUCUCUGAGGAAGAUGCAUACGUAAUGUUUAUUGUUGCCUUUCUUCCAACCUUGAGGGGCCUAGAUAAGAUAUGUUUUGACAAGAAGACAAAGGAAAAAGCAUGCGCCGACUACAAGUCCACCCUUGACAAGUUGGAACUUGAAGAGCUGCAGAAACAACAAGAUGCUGAAGCUCAGAUGAGGAAGGAAGCUGAGCUAAAAUCACACAAAGAUGCCUUUGUAGAGUCUUUUAAUGGCCCCUGUAUGUUUAAGAGCAUGUUUGAAGAUGACCCAGAAGCAGCAAGAUUAAGCUGCAUUCCAGGAAUGGCUUCUCACCUUCAGGAAUAUCCCUUUUUCCCCCUAAUAUUUUUAGUACAUGUGGCUGUAUUCCUGACAUACAGUGCAAACUGUCAUACAUUUGAUCAAUGUCGAGAUCUGGAGAAGGAUUAUCAUCUCAAAGUUCAACAAACGGCUGUUGCAACUCUGGAAAAAGUAGCCCAGGGAAAUCUGGAGGAGGAUGAGCCAGAUGAGGUGGCAAUGCUGCUUAAGGACACAAAUGCAGUGAUGAGUGCAUUGGCCACCAGCCACGAUAACCACCUGCUGAAGAUCCGUGACUGGGAGACGUGUCCCUCAUUAAAGGGGUAG